UAACGGUUACUCCAUUUUUCUUCUAUUAAAAUCAACGGCCUAAACACCUCCGCAUCAAGCAACCUCAAGCUCAACUCACAUGCGUCACUCCAUGAGCUCAUAAGCACCCACACAUAAAACAAACCCACCAUGUCAGCCACAAAAAGAAUAGUCGUCUUCGGCGGCAACGGCUUCCUCGGCUCACGAAUCUGCCGCGCCGCCGUCGCCCGCAACUGGGACGUCACAUCCGUCAGCCGUUCCGGCCGCCCCAACUGGCUCUCCAUCACCUCCUCCCCAACCCCACCAGGAUGGUCGCACUCCGUAACCUGGGAACGCGGCGACAUCUUCCGCCCCGCACAAUGGACCUCGCUGCUCUACGGCGCCGACUAUGUCGUGCACAGCCUGGGCAUCCUGCUCGAGGCCGACUACAAGGGCGUGAUCUCGGGGCGGGAGUCGCCCAUCUCGGGCCUGGCGCGCGCGUUCGGGCCCGCGCCGGCUGGUGCUGCGAACCCGCUGGAGCGCGUGCGCAGGCUGGAGGAGGAGAGCGAGAAGAGCGAGACGAAGAAGGAGGAGGGGGGUGGAGGUGGAGGUGCCCCGCAGUUGACGUACGAGAUGAUGAAUCGGGAUAGUACGAUCCUGUUGGCGAAGGAGGCGGCGCAGGCGGGGGUGGGCGCGUUUGGGUUCGUGUCGGCGGCCGCGGGCGCGCCGGUGCUGCCGUCGCGGUAUCUGAGUACCAAGAGGGAGGCGGAGGAGGUUGUGGCGAGGGAGUUCCCCGGGAUGAGGGGGGUGUUCUUUAGGCCGCCGUUUAUGUACGACAAGUCGAGGGGGGUUACGAUGGGCGUGGCGGCUAUGGCGACGGCGGGGUCGGUGUUUGAUGGAUUGACUGGGGGGCGAGUGGGCGGGUUCCUUGGGAGUAUGGUGAUGAAGCCGCUAAAGGUGGAUGUUGUGGCCGAUGCCGUGGUGGAGGCGCUGGCGGAUGAGAGUGUCAAGGGGCCGGUGGAGGUGCCGCAGCUGGAACAGUUGGCGGAGCAGGCGUGGAGGAAGACGAUGCUUUAAGGAAGGGCGGAGGAUGUGCUCAUCGAUGUAUUAUCACUGUGCCAAGUUGUGUGUGGAAGUAGACUGUACAA
Chaetomium fimeti is the source of this 1106-nucleotide messenger RNA. RefSeq lists its product as uncharacterized. Gene Ontology annotation, cellular component: mitochondrion. The transcript has 2 exons. The record is from RefSeq and is a predicted model, not a curated record. NCBI's taxonomy places the organism in Eukaryota, Fungi, Ascomycota, Sordariomycetes, Sordariales, Chaetomiaceae. Gene Ontology annotation, molecular function: protein-containing complex binding. The coding region runs from base 130 to 1035 and encodes 301 amino acids.